This is a messenger RNA of Drosophila subpulchrella, 3444 nucleotides long. RefSeq names its product RNA-binding protein 5-B-like. The record is from RefSeq and is a predicted model, not a curated record. The transcript has 11 exons. Gene Ontology annotation, molecular function: RNA binding. NCBI's taxonomy places the organism in Eukaryota, Metazoa, Arthropoda, Insecta, Diptera, Drosophilidae. Gene Ontology annotation, biological process: mRNA splicing, via spliceosome. Gene Ontology annotation, cellular component: nucleus. Bases 161 to 3178 code for a protein of 1005 amino acids.
GUGUAAAGUAUUCCUAAGAAAAAAAAAUACGGUCCGUCAUACAGGCACCGGGGAUAAGUUUACCCAAAAUUAGGUAAAUUUAAGGAUACUAGGGGGCUCUUAAUUAGGAGCUCUCUGAUACAUAUUGCCCGGCGUUCGGAUAGACCACCCCAACUCGGCAAUGGACUCGCGAAACGGCCGGGGCUUUUCUAGGGGCAGUGGAAAUGAGAGGGAUGGGGGCAGUAAUUACUACAGAUCCAGGUCCAGAUAUAGCCGAUCCCGGUCGCGUUCACGUGAAAGGAGCCGGGGUUUUGGUGGCUUCCGGCACAGGAACUCUCGAUCCCGUAGUCGGGAUCGCUCACCCGUGUUCAGACACGAGCAUCGUGGUGGCCGUGGUGGCAAUGGUGACCCCGAUUUGUACCACAACCUGAUCAACGAUGACCACAGGGAGGAUCAGCGCAAUUACAACUCUCGGAAUAACUUUGAUAAUCGUCAGUUUCGGAGGGAUGAUAACUUUGAUCGAAGGAACCGGGAUAGAGAUUGUGAUAGUGAACGGGUGCUGAAUGACUAUGAGUACGAACAGCGCUGUCGGGAUCUUGAUUCGCGGGACCGGAACUCCAUGGACAGGGAGCGGUUUCAUGAGAGGGAUCAUAGCAGGGAGCAUAACAGACCCUGGAACAGGAACUUUAAUCAUGACGAUCGAAGCAGAAGCAAUGAGCGGAACACACGACCCCGAGAUCAUCGUGUGUACAACGGCGCUGGAAACAAUAAUGUGCCCAACCACAGUCGAGAACGAGAAAGGGAUUGGGAACAAGAGCGGGAGCGGGAGCGUGUUCGGGAAAGGAGAGUCUCAUCAGAUUAUGACAGUGAUGAGGGUCACAUGCGCAGGAAUAAAUAUCGAGGAGCCGCCGAAGCCCUCAAUAUAAUCAUUAUCUUCGGUCUCACCAAGGAUAUGACUAGAGCAGAUAUAAUGAGCGAGCUGAUAAAGGUCAACAUGGAGCCUGCCUGCAUUCGUAUUAUCCGGAAACAUGGAGCAGAUUCAUCACGCGGUAUAGCGUUUGUCGAGUUUAACACCGUUGAGGAGGCGAAACAAUGGAUGGAUAUUACACAGGGCGUUCUGAAGUUGAACGAACAACGGGUGACCAUGCAGUAUAGUCACAAGCGCAUUCAGGAUUGGAAUUGCAACAAGUGCGGCGUCUGCAACUUCAAGUUUAGAUUCUAUUGCUUCGUGUGCAAAACAUCUCGGGAGGACAGCGAAACUACCUUCUCAUCCGGCAGUGAAGGCGUUGAUGAAGUCAGCAGCAUUCUCACUAAAAAGAUCAUGCUGAGGAACCUAGAUGCCUUGACCAACGAAGAGGGUGUGCUCACUGCCCUCCAGGAGCAUCUGAAGGAUCUGAGCAAGACGAUAAGCAAGGUGAUUAUCAGUCGGGAUACCUUGACUCAGGCAUCGCGUGGAAUCUGCUACCUUCACUUCGACACUCUCGUGGACUCCAUGAAUGUGCACAAUGCCUUGACAUCGCUGGAUCCUCCCCUGACUCUCGACGACAGAGCUGUGGCCGUUACCUAUUGCAAUGACCUGGAAGAACGCCAAGCAUUGCCCAAGGAUCCGAAAGCCAAAGCAGAUAAAACCAGUCAUGAAAUCGUUAAGGGUGGCGACAUUUCUGCAGUUCCACCCACAGGAUUGGGUGGGAACUACACCCUGGCCGAUGUCCCACGUCUCGCAGAGUACAGUGCCUCCUUGUACGCCUCGACUCCCGUGGAACAUGCUCAUUACGUCCAGUACUACACGGAUUAUUACACGGCGGAAAUAAGCAAGAAGAACAGUGAUCCUCACCUAACAGAAGCCAACUCCGGAGCGGCGGUGGCCCUUUCGGCCAUUCAGCGCAAGCAGAAGAAGAUGAGUAGUAUAGAGACAACGAUCACGGCGGCGGCCACAGCUGCGGCACAGGCAGCAGCGGAGGUGAAGGCCUCAUUCGCCGCUGCUCAGGCCGUUAGUGCGCCCAGGGGUAACGAUGGAAAGACCUACCCCACUCCCGAUGUGACGCAGUACCAGUAUGAUGAGACCUCCGGCUACUAUUACGAUCGCUCAACGGGUCUCUACUACGAUGCCCACUCGCAGUACUACUACAACAACGAGACGGGCGCGUACCUCUAUUGGGAUCAGCGGAGGAGCACCUACGUGCUGGCCACGCCAGCUUCCACUCAGGCAGCCCUCCAGGAAACGCUAGCCGAAGCAGAGCAGAAGGAGGAGGAGGCCAAGAAGGCAAAAGAGAAGGAAAAAGACAAGGAGGGAGGAAACAAGCACGACAAAGUCAAGGUGGCCAAGAAGAUUGUCAAAGACAUGGAGAAAUGGGCCAAGCAGCUGAAUCAGAAAAAGGAUUACACAGAGGUGGCCACUCCGCAACCAAUAUUGGGCAAUGAAAUUACCGCCACGUCAAGGGCCAAUCAAGGAGGAUAUGCUGAUCUGGGCUUCUCGAUUCUGGAGAAAAAGGAUCGCGGCAAGCUGAAUGACUAUGUGCCUCAACCGGCUCCGGCUCCGAUGAACAAGCUUGUAAAUGCCUAUGGCGGAACAUCAGACUCUGAGGAGGACAGUGCUCCGAACUUGCCAAAAACACAAAGUUCAGCGGGAUCAGAGGGUGUAUCUGGAGGCGCAGGCUCUAAUGAGUCGGAUUACGUGGAUAUUCAAAAGCUAACCUGUCUGCUCUGCAAGCGUGCCUUCCAGUCACUGGAUAUAUUGCAGAAGCACUUGAAGAUGUCCACGCUGCACAAGGAGAACCUAGCCAAGCUCAAUCCAAAUUCUGGAGGGGAUGCUAGCAUUGAUGAGGCACUAUCGUACCGCGACCGUGCCAAGGAGCGCCGGUUGAAGUACGGCGAGAGCGAUCCUCCUCCGCCAAAUCGCAGCAGGGAGCGAUUUGAGCAGGAAAUAAAGACUUUGCAGACGCGGCCCAAAGACCCCACUGGGGCAGCUCCAGCCAUGCCCAUCAGUUCGAGCAACGUAGGCAGUCGUCUGCUGCAGAAAAUGGGUUGGUCGGAGGGCCAGGGAUUGGGCAGGAAGAACCAGGGACGCACCCAGAUCAUAGAGGCUGAGGGACACUCCAACAAUGUGGGUCUGGGUAACAAGUCGGGAAGCAUGUUACCACGCUACGACUACAAAUCGUACAUCAAGAUGAAGAUGAAACAGCGUUAUGAGAAUGUCUGAGAGUAGAUUUCAAAUUUUAAGCCGCUUUCACAUGUUCAUUUUAAAGUAUAAUUGAAAUACUUUAGUUAAAAUAUUACGAAAAAUUAGACCCACUUACCAUAUUAUAUAUGAAUCUUUAUGAGCAUUUUCGGUUGCGAGUCAGAACUGAGGAAAAUACUUUUCCUCUUUUUGAACUGGAACAUGUGAAAUCGACUCUGGCUAAGCAUUUUAUAGUUUGAGUUAUGAUUAAGCGACUUCAUAUCCUCAUUAAAUUGUACAAAAAUAAA